Molecule: messenger RNA, 2250 nt
Organism: Dujonia railenensis
Lineage: Eukaryota; Fungi; Ascomycota; Pichiomycetes; Serinales; Debaryomycetaceae
Source: the annotation of a GenBank genome assembly
AUGGUUCAAUUAUUUAUGGACUUCGAGGUCAAAACGGAUGAGGCUACUCAAUCAUUCCAGGUGUUGGAGCAGUGCACUUACUCCAAGAAGAGUCUUGGGGACUCUGGCCAACAUGAAAUCAUGACGUGUGACUGCCACGAGGACUGGGAUACUGGUCUCAAGAUCAACCGAGCCUGCAGCGAAGACUCAGGCUGUAUCAAUAGGGCGACGUCAGUGGAGUGUGUGCAUAAGAAGUCAGGCAGUGGAUCGUCUCUGUGUGGGGAGAACUGUCAAAAUCAAAGAUUCCAGAAAAGACAGUACGCCAACGUGGCUGUGAUCCAGACCGAGAAGAAGGGCUAUGGAUUAAGAGCAGAAGGCUCCAUAUACGAGAAUGAUUUCAUAUACGAGUACAUAGGAGAAGUAAUCGGAGAGCUGACCUUUAGGGAAAGAAUGCUUCAGUACGAUGCCAAUAACUUCAAGCAUUUCUACUUCAUGAUGUUGAAAAAGGACCUGUUCAUUGAUGCCACCUUGAAAGGCUCCUUGGCGAGGUUUUGUAACCAUUCGUGCAACCCAAACGCAUACGUAGACAAGUGGGUAGUGGGCGAUAAGUUGAAGAUGGGAAUAUUCGCCAAGAGAGAUAUUGCCAAGGGCGAAGAAAUCACUUUUGAUUAUAAUGUAGAUCGUUACGGAGCCCAAAGUCAACCGUGUUAUUGCGGAGAACCCAACUGUAUUGGGUUUAUGGGUGGUAAGACCCAAACGGACCUGGCUCUCUUGCUUCCUGAAGGUAUCAGUGAUGCCUUAGGUGUCACGCCUCAAAUGGAAAAGAGUUGGCUCAAAGAAAAUAAGCACUUGAGAUCAAAACAACAAGCCGAUGAUGCUAUCAUCAAUGAGAUGUUCGUAAAGUCCAUUGAGGUUAGAGAGUUGGAGUCUGACGGCGAAGUAUCUAAAGUUAUGGGUGCUCUUUUAAAGACCCAGGAUAAGCCUAUUGUUGACAAAUUGAUACAAAGGAUACAUUUAACGAACUCCUUUUCAAUCAAUAGUCAGAUAAUUAGAUUGCACGGGUACAAAACCAUGUCCCAGUUGAUCAAGGAGGAUUUCAAGGACGAGCCCGAGCUGAUAAUCAAGAUUUUGGAAAUCUUAUUGAGGUGGCCCAAGGUAACCAAGAAUAAAAUCUCGUCUUCGCAAAUUGAAGAUGUUGUGAAAGACCUUGAGAAGAACACCGAGAAUGAAGAGAUUAGGAAAUUGAGUAGCACUUUAUUGAAAGAUUGGGGCAAUUUGCAAAUGGCAUACAGAAUCCCCAAAUUUAAGAGAGAUCUGGAAUCCAGCUCACCCGCUCCCAACUUGGCGGGUGCAGGCAGAUCUAGGAGUCCAGAGAAGAGCAUCAAUGAAGUUAUUGAAGAGCUGAACGGUGAAGUUGUGAGUGGCGAUGCUGAAGGAAAUAAUGAUGAUGAUCUUCCAGAAGGUUGGGAAUCAACUUUUGAUGCUAAUAGUAAUUCAUACUAUUACUUCCAUAGAGAACUAGGGAUCUCGAGAUGGGAUAAGCCAACAAGAACGAUACCUAAGGGCCCAAAAAUUGACCCAGAUGGAGAAAAGUAUAAUGGAUUGGCUUCGACUUCUGCUCACAGCAACAACGGCAAUAAUGGUAACGGUAACAGCAACUCGCAUUACCUGACGCCCUCUUCUAAGCCAAAGAACACAGAUGAUUUUAUUGCUAGAAGAGAAGAAGAACGACUUCAACGAGAGAGUGAGGAGAACUUCAAGAAGCUUCAAGAAAAAGACAAACUUCUUCAGCAGUUGAUUCUUCAAUCGCAGCGAGAAGCGGAAGAGAAGAGGUUGAUUGAAUUGAAAUUGAAAAAGGAGUUGGAGGAGAAAGAAAGAGAAAGACAAAGAAAAAAGCAUAAAAAGAAAAGUGCAAGCAGUAGUUCGAGCAGCAGUUCUUCCAGUCGUCAUGGAAGCAACCCUGGCGCAGGCUGGACUCAUUUGUUGGCCAAGACCGUUCCUAAUUUAAUUAGGAAGUACGAACAAGACAUUGGCCACGACAAUAUCAAAUCUUGUGCUAGAGACAUAAUAAAGGUGCUAGCAGAAAAGGAGGUGAAUAAAAAGAGUGAGCUCCCGAAGGAGUUAGAUAAGCAUAAAAUUAAAAAGAUAAAUGACUUCAGUAAGACUUAUAUGGAGAAGUUCUUGGUGAAAUAUAGAGCCAAGAAACAACAGAAAAGGAGUAGAGAAGAUGAAGGGACACUUGCAAGUGGUGAUAAAAAGCAAAAAGCAUAA